GGAGAUGAGAAAAAUUAGCUGAUAUCCAAUUGGUCGUGAGCGUCACGUGUCUGCUCCAUUGUCCGCAGAGCAGGGUGUGUUCCGCGGGGCCACUGGCUGCGUGGGGCUGGGUCGGCACUGGAUGUCUUUCUCAGCAGCAUCCUUCCUCCUCUUCCUCUCCUGUCAUCUCGUCGCUUCAGUUCUGUAAAAGACGCUUCGGAUGGAGGCACUGCUGCGGGCUCAAGCGKGAUGAGGCGUGUUUAGCUGCUGACACCGGCGUCGAGGACAGGGAUAAUAAAUCUGCUGAGGACAGCUUCGCUUUUUCACGAGAUGAUGUCUUCAGGUAAAAACUGCGAGUGUGUGAGGGUGGUGGUCCGCUGCAGACCGUUCACCAGGAAAGAGAAGAGGGCGGAGUGUGAGAACAUUUUGGAGGUUGACGACAGACUGGGGCAGAUCACCAUCAGAAACCCAAAGGCACCACCUGAUGAGCCCCUCAAAGUCUUCACCUUCGACUCGGUGUUUGGCUGGAAGUCCAAACAAAGUGACAUUUAUGACGAUGCGGUGAGACCGCUGGUGGACUCGGUCCUCCUGGGCUUUAAUGGCACCAUCUUUGCAUAUGGACAAACUGGAACAGGUAAAACCUACACUAUGCAAGGUGUUUCGACGGACCCCGAGAAGAGAGGUGUCAUCCCAAACUCCUUUCAGCACAUCUUCACCCAGAUAUCCAGAAGUCAGAACCAGAAGUACCUGGUCAGGUCUUCGUACCUGGAGAUCUACCAGGAGGACAUCAGGGAUCUCCUGUGCAAGGACAACAACAAGAAACUGGAGCUGAAGGAGAAUCCUGACUAUGGGAUCUACGUGAAGGACCUGUCUUCAGUGGUGACAAAGAAUGCCACUGAGAUUGAGCAUGUAAUGAACAUUGGGAACCAGUCCAGAACCGUUGGGUUUACCAACAUGAAUGAACGCAGCUCCAGGUCUCAUGCAAUCUUUGUGGUWACCGUAGAGUGCAGCGAAGUGGGCCUGGACGGCGAGGACCACAUUCGGGUUGGGAAGCUGAACAUGGUGGAUCUGGCUGGCAGCGAGCGCCAGAGCAAGACAGGGGCCAAGGGGACCCGGCUGAAGGAAGCUGCCAAGAUCAACCUGUCCCUCUCAGCACUGGGGAACGUCAUUUCUGCUCUGGUGGAUGGAAGGAGCACCCACGUCCCCUACAGGGACUCCAAACUGACUCGCUUGCUCCAAGACUCACUGGGGGGUAACGCCAAGACAAUCAUGGUUGCGACGGUGGGGCCCUCUCACAAGAGCUUUGACGAAUCCCUGGCAACGCUGCGCUAUGCCAGCAGGGCCAAGAAGAUCAAGAACAAGCCCCGGAUCAAUGAGGACCCCAAAGACGCCCUGCUCAGGGAGUUCCAGGAGGAGAUCGCCCGCCUGAAGGCUCAGCUGGAGGAGCGAGGGAUGCUUGCCAAGGAGAGGAGAAGGAAGAGGAACAGUAAAAGACUGAGUAAAAGCAUGGCUGCUAUGGAGGAGGAUUUUCUGUUUAAGAAGGAUGCAGAUGUGGAGGAUGAACAUGGGAAAGAUCGUCUGUUGGAGGGAUGCAGAAAUCCAAAGGUUCUGAUCCGCCAGGGGGGCAGUGAGAUGUUUAGGCAUCUUAACAGAGCAAGUCUUGAAGACGUUCAGUGGGACCAGCAAGCCGUGGAGAAGAUCCUAGAGAAAUAUAAGGCUAUGGAGAGCAAAUUGUUGGUWGGAGGAAAGACCAUCAUAGAUCACACCAAUGAACAACAGAAGAUGCUCGAGUUAAAGAGACAAGAAAUUGCAGAACAGAUAAGAAGUGAGCGGGAGAUCCAGCAGCAGAUGAUGCUACAGGACGAGGAGACUUUAGAAAUGAAAGAGACAUUCUCCUCCCUGCAGCAGGAGGUGGACCACAAAACCAAGAAACUGAAGAGGCUGUACGCUAAAGUCCAGAUGUUGAGGGGAGACAUGAAUGACAUCAUUGAUGAACACAUCAUAGCCAGACAGGAGCUCGAAGAGACGCAGGAUGAACUCACUCGAGAGCUCAAGUACAAAUACCUUCUGAUUGAGAAUUUUAUACCCCCUGAGGAAAAGAACAAGAUAAUGAACAGGUUACAGUUUGACGGUGAGGAGGAUCAGUGGAGGCUCCAGCCUGUGAUUCCAUCAGAGAGUACACACAUGAGAGUGAAGAGAAGACCUGUUUCUGCUGUGGGAUAUAAGAGGCCAAUCAGCCAGUAUGCACAGAUGGCUGUUGCUACUGCUACUGAGGCCCCACUGAGAUAUCAGGCUGAGAACAUCAUGCUGCUGGAGCUGGACAUGUCUCCACCAACCAUGUUCUCCUUGAACCUAAAUGGAGCCCAUUUGGAGAGAGCCUUUUCUCCCAGACUAAUGCAGGAUUUCCCUGGAGAUGCACAGGCCAGAGAGAGAACCAGUUCAUUGUCCCGGAUCAGAAAGUCCCAGUCCUGGUAUCAGGCACCACAAGGAUCCUCUGUCACAUCAUCGCCUUCAUCAACUGUUYUGACAUCAGAAUCCCAGAGCUGCGGUCCUUCGCAGAGACAAAGACCAUCCUCCACUGCUUAUCCUUYCACAGGAGAUCCACUUCAAACGACUCCAUGAUUUGUGCCAGUACAUUUGUACUCAUGUAUGUAGGACUAGGCUUAGUUCACCAGUAACUCAAGAUCAWCUAAUGCCCGGUUCACACGGCAAGAUUUUAAAAAUUUCAAAGUCUGAGAGACCCCACUCGUGAUGAUAUAAAACCAUAGAUAUAACAGAUUUUGUGUGUGGUGUACAGACACAGCAAAGACAACACAYCACUCACCGACAUGUAGAUACCUUGCAAAUCUUGCAAGACCUCUCGAGAUCAAACGUGAGUUCAGAGUGAACAAACAUGGCUGACAAAGAAGAAGUGACUAUUUUUAACAGAGAAAAAGGCUAAACAAAAAGACGUCUCUGGUGUCCACCGGACUUCUGGUGCACCACAGUAGUUGUUUUGUCUUCUGUACUUUAGAUUCCCCUCUGUGUUUCAGUACAGUCAGUUUUUGAUUGGCUACACGUCACAUUCAACAGGCUGCAGCUCGUUUGUCCUCGGUGAACACCACACACGCUGUGAUAUCGGGCCAAAUCAAUCUUGAAAACAAAAGUCAACAGUGUUGAAUAACCUUGAUUUGCGAUCGGAGUGGUUCCGACGUCCUUCCAAGCCGACUAGAUCAUUCUUAACACACCACACAUGGCACGAACACCUCCUAAGAUUGUUUUUAGAGCCAUCACAAUAAAAGGGGGCGUCCUUAAGUUUUUCUGGGUUGGGUCAAAAAUUGGCACAAUUAUCUUGCCGUGUGAACCAGGCUUAAAGGUUAGUCAGUCCUGUUGAUGGAUUAGGAUUUUGCUUUGUUUCARUUUUUCACAUAGAUUCACAUACAGACAAAAGCAGUUGAAAGAAAAACAACAACUCUUAGGUCAGCCUAUGCAGUGAUGUCAGAUUCUUCAACCGUUCACGUGGUCUUUGUGAACAAUUUAAAAAGGCCUAGCAUUCUUUGGAACCCCCCCCCCCACACACACACACACACACACACACACAUUUCAUGGCAGCGUUUUAAGCGUUUUAAUGAGAGGGGAGGCAGGCAUAACCAUUUUAGUACGUCCUUAUACAUGAUGAUAAAGCUAUCACGUAAUAUUGUGAGCUCUUACAAGAUGUGGAGCGGGUGUUGAGGAUGACUGUCAGCUCAUACCAUAACAAAUUUUAGCCUGAUAUCUGUAUAAUUGACCAUGUUAUAUCUAUUUUUGUAUUAGCUAAGGUCUAGUAGCUGUGGCAACUGCCUUGAAUUAGGUCGGCUCUAAAUGAAAAUAAGUUGUAGAUGUACAGCCGAAUGAUUUUGCAAGCAGACACUAUUAAUUAAUGCUAAAUAAUUUAGACAAAGAUGUUGUUUAAUGUGUAGCUCUCAUGUGAGUAUGUGAGGAUAACAUCCAGCUGCUACUACAUCAACCUUUAUCCGUAAAAUCAACAGUUGUGUUUGCAAAUAUUAAAUAGCUGCUGCCAUCUUGGGUUGAACUGACUCCAAAACUAAUCAGCUGUAGAUCCAAAUAUUAACUUCUGAGAGUUUCAUCAUAAUUUGUCCAAUGGUUUGUGAUUAGACCAGUGGUUCCCGUCCUAUUUUCCUCAAGGGCCCCCUUUGUUACUCUCCCAAAGACUUAUUCACCUUUUAUCUCUUCAUCAAAAGAAUUAAAUAAUAAAGUGAAUAGUUACAAACUUUUAAGGAUAAAGGGUAAAAACAGGUAGACUAGUGCAUCCCACAUUUUUCAACAUUAACCUUUUAUUAUAUUUAUAGUCAUUACUGCUUUUAGAAAAAUGAUUUUGAGGAAGUUGGGUUGAACAUUAUAGACCCCUGUGAUGCAGCAUAAGCUUAUAUCCUUAAUGGCUUUUCCCCCUUGCAUUACUUUUAUACUUUAAGUAGUUUUUAAACCAGUACUUUUACACUUUUACUUGAGUUGUUACUUCUACUCUCAAAAAAGGAUUAWCUAUAUUUCUACUUAAGUCAUGAAUGUGAAUACUAUUGACGCCUGUGUUUUGCAGUGAAUGUAGUGUUUUCAGACUCCUCGAAUUAUUGCACUUUUCAUCGGUCCCCAGUGGUAUUUCACUCGUUUUUUAUUUUUCAAAUAGUUGAUUUUUCACCACGCAGCGCUCAAUCAAAUGUAGACAGCACCAAAACAUAAUAUUAUAUUUUAAUACUAAYUGACUUUCAUGACAAUCUAUCUGAUCAGGCAAACAUGUUUUUUCAGACCCCAAAUGUGACGGUGCUACAGAUGUAGCAAAAUAGAAAAAAAUGUUUUCUCUUUGACCCUUGAUUAAUCAGUAUGAUUUCGAUAUUUUUCUAUUAGGGACUAUUUCAAUUGCAUGAUUGUACAGUUUUAGGUAUGAAUUAAUUAUUAGUUAAGAGCAUGCCAUUUCCUUCGUCUCCUGAAAACUUCAUCCAAUUUUAUCAAGAAAUAAAGCAGUUAUGUCCAUUCAUUGUUUGUUUCAUCACACGUUUUCUGGAUUUYCAAUGUUAAAYCAGUGGAAAAACGUAGAGGAAUUUUCUGAUACUAAAAUGGCCAUAACUUCUUUAUUUCAUCACCAAUCUAAACAAUAUUGGUGUCGAUAUCUGGUGUUUCAAGCUCUAUCCAUUGCACUUGUAAAAAUAAUUCUUAGACUUCUGUAUAUGUUUUGGUCUCAUCCCUACAGGUUGUUGUUUUUAUUCAGCUGCUCCCUUCUGCAGGGGUCAACCACAGUGAGCGAAUUCUCAAAAAAUAUUUAGUAAUUGUUUUAUGCCAGAUGUCUUCCCUGACCCGACCCGGGCUCAAACCUGUGGCCUCAGGAUUACAGUCCUGCACCACUGACCAACGAUCCACAGCAGCUCAAAUGCGCACACAUUCACAGACCAAAAAACAUCACUCUUUGUACAAUUUUAAAUUUGGCUUGUUUGGAAGGCAUGUUGAAAGAAAGCGACACGUCUUUCUAAAAAGUAAUUAAUAAAAACAUGAAUGCAGUGCUUAGGUUUGCAAGGUUGUAUCUGGAACACUCAAAAGACUCCUGUUAAUUAUUUAUUUAUUUAUUUAUUUAUUUAUUGCACAGACAACACCAAAGUACAGAUAUCUGGCCAUAAUGCACUAAAUGACUAAUGAAAAGAAAACAUGGAAUAUCAGCAUGAACACCUAAAGCCAGCUCACUGGUGGAAAUGUGAUGAUGUGAACUUUACUACUUGAAAACCUAAGCACAUACACUGAUUUAACCAUAAAUAAWACUUUAAGUUAUUGCUGCUUAAGUUUUUUUAAACAGUGUUUUUAUUUGUUUUUUUCCUCAUACAAUAUUAACAUUUUGACCAUGCUAACCGAAAUAUUAUAAGUUGUGUCUUAUUUUAAGACCUCGCAGGGACACAAUUUUCAUUUUGUCCUAUGUAAAAACUGACAAUUAAGAUGUAYUUGUUUUAAAAUGAUCAUCAGCUUUUUUAUGCCUUCAAACUUGAUCAGGCUUUUGCCAAAAACUGUUAAGGGUGACGUAAGAGACUGAGAUCUGGAUGUCCUAACUGUGGGAGAUUAUUGUGGCAUAGACUGUGUGCUUCGUGAUUUGUUGCUUCAAUUUCAAAUCAAUGUAAAAGUGAGCCAAAAAGGAGAAGAAAAGCUUUGCAGUGCCAUCUUGAUUUGCUGCCUUAUUUUUCACAAGUGUGCAAAGUUCACAUGCUGAAACUUGAAAAUAAAUGUUUACUAAUCACUGA
Messenger RNA from Austrofundulus limnaeus, 6230 nucleotides. RefSeq names its product kinesin-like protein KIF3B. Gene Ontology annotation, biological process: microtubule-based movement. The coding region runs from base 310 to 2601 and encodes 763 amino acids. The record is from RefSeq and is a predicted model, not a curated record. Gene Ontology annotation, molecular function: microtubule binding; microtubule motor activity; ATP binding. Lineage: Eukaryota; Metazoa; Chordata; Actinopteri; Cyprinodontiformes; Rivulidae. The transcript has 8 exons.